This is a messenger RNA of Aureobasidium melanogenum CBS 110374, 1440 nucleotides long. Its product is annotated as MFS general substrate transporter. Gene Ontology annotation, molecular function: transmembrane transporter activity. The coding region runs from base 1 to 1440 and encodes 479 amino acids. The transcript has a single exon. Gene Ontology annotation, cellular component: fungal-type vacuole membrane. Gene Ontology annotation, biological process: transmembrane transport. Lineage: Eukaryota; Fungi; Ascomycota; Dothideomycetes; Dothideales; Saccotheciaceae. The record is from RefSeq and is a predicted model, not a curated record.
AUGACAAACAACAAAUCUGACUCUACUACGAAAGAGAAGGAUACAAACUCAACGGAAGACAAGUCAAUCCGAGAACCAAUAUCUCAGGAAUUAGACAAUUCACCUCAGCACGAACCCACUUUCGAAAAAGCAAUACCUUACGAUAACACUGUUCUUGGAGAACAACCCUCAUCAAACAAUGACACUGUUUUUGGAGAACAAGACCUAUCAAGCGAUGACAAUGAUCUGGAAAAGUACCCAGAAGGAGGCCUUCAGGCUUGGUUGGUGGUUCUCGGAUCCUGGUGCGCCAUGACUGCAGGAAUGGGCCUUCUCAAUACCUUAGGCACGCUUCAUGCCUGGAUCAGCACUCAUCAACUGUCUUCUUACUCUUCUUCCUCUGUGGGUUGGAUAUUUUCAACAUUUCCAUUCUUUCUGUACUUUGCAGGUGUCCAGAUCGGUCCGUUGUUUGAUGUUUACGGCCCUAGGGUGCUAGUGAUGACCGGAAGUAUUGGACUAGUGGUGGCUUUGAUGACGCUCAGUGUGAGCACAGAGUACUACCAGAUCAUUUUGUCAUUUGGUGUUCUUGGUGGCUUGAGUACUUGUUGUCUUUUCACCACUGCUGUCUCCGCUAUUGGCCACUGGUUCCAUGCUAGAAGAGGCUUUGCAAUGGGCAUUGCAUGUACAGCUGGUGGAACGGGUGGUCUUGCCUUUUCCCUCAUCAUUCUCUUUCUCGCGCCUAAGAUUGGAUUCGGCUGGGCAAUUCGUAUCAUCGGUUUCAUCAGUGCAGCACUCUGUGCAGUUGCAUGUCUGUUCCUUCGCAGCCGGUUACCUCCUAACAAGACCAAGGGCGCUAAGAUCGAUAUCCUCGCGCUUAAAGAUCCGCCUUAUGCUGCUACGACUGUUGCUAUUUUCCUCGUCGAGUUUGCAGUCUUUAUUCCGUACACUUUCCUGGUUGAUCAAGCGCUGGAUGCAGGUAUGAAGCAGAAGUUGGCAUACGCCCUCAUCCCAAUCCUCAAUGCUGCUGCUAUACCUGGCCGCUUGCUGCCUGGUUACAUUGCCGACCGCUACGGACGCCUCAACACCAUGACCGUCACAGCAGUGAUUUGCUGUCUUUUGACGUUCCUCCUCUGGCUGAUCGGCUCCUCUUCUCACGCAGCCAUCAUUGCAUACACGGUGCUUUUUGGCUUCUGGUCUGGCGCAGCUAUUUCCUUGACUCCAGUUUGUAUUCAACAAGUUUGCAAGACCGAAGAUAUUGGAAAGAGGACGGGAACGACAUUUACGAUCAGCAGUUUUGGAACUCUGAUCGGUAUUCCUAUCGCUGGUGCUAUCUUGGGAACAGGGCCAAGGCAGGAUUACAAUGGGCUGAUUAUUCUUGCCGGGGCGUCAUAUGUAGCUGCAAGUGCAGCUUUUGUGGUUGCUAGAGGUUUGACUGGUGGGUGGGGGAUGAGGGUCAUUAUCUAG